AUGAUACUCAGGGCACGGUCAUUGCCCGUGGUGCGUCGGCAUAUUGGGUCACUCCGUCAGGUCAGCAAGUUCCGUGGUCUGGCAACGGUUUCAAACGGCACGGAGGCCUAUGAUGUCGUCGUAAUCGGAGGUGGCCAUGCCGGAUCAGAAGCAUGUGCUGCUGCUGCCCGAUCCGGGGCUCGCACCGCGUUGGUGACGCCCUCGCUAUCGAACAUCGGCGUUUGUUCGUGCAAUCCCAGUUUAGGUGGAAUUGGCAAGGGAACUAUGAUUCGGGAAAUUGAUGCGAUGGAUGGCGUUGCUGGGCGCAUUAUUGAUAAGGCGGGAAUUAUGUUUCGAGUCCUGAAUCGCUCAAAGGGGCCAGCUGUGUGGGGACCGCGUGCGCAGAUCGAUCGCGAUCUGUACAGGAAGUAUAUGACGGAAGAGUUGGUCAGUACUCAGGGUCUCAAUAUUGUGGAGGGCAAGGUCGCCGAUAUUGUGGUCUCGAAGCAAGGCGUGGAGAACACUGCCGGUGCCCAGGGCAAGAUUGUUGGUGUACGCUUGGAGUCCGGAGAGAUUAUUCCUACUGGCCGGGUGGUUAUCACGACAGGGACGUUCUUGGGAGGUGAGAUUCACAUCGGACUGGAAAGCUAUCCUUCGGGGCGAAUGGGAGAGGCGCCAACUUAUGGACUUAGCAAGUCCCUCCGUGAAGCUGGCUUCCAGUUGGGCCGGUUGAAGACCGGAACACCGCCGCGGUUGGACAUGAAGUCAAUCGACUUCUCGGGUCUGGAGAUUCAGCAUGGUGAUUCGCCACCCAUGCCCUUCUCCUACCUCAAUUCUACUGUUGAGGUUGGUGACGAAGGCCAGCUCAAUUGCUGGUUGACGCACACCAAUGAGGCAUCUCACGAGAUCAUCCGGGCCAACUUGGAGAAUUCUAUACAUAUUCGAGAAACCGUCCGUGGACCACGAUACUGCCCAUCCUUGGAGUCUAAAAUUAUACGCUUCACGGACAAGAAGCAGCAUCAGAUAUGGCUCGAGCCUGAAGGCUUCGCGCCUAAUGAGGUGGUCUAUCCAAACGGCAUUUCUAUGACUGUCCCCGCGGAUGCGCAGUACGCCAUGUUGCGGACUGUCCGUGGUCUGGAGAAUGUCAAAAUGCUCCAACCAGGCUACGGAGUGGAGUACGAUUAUAUUGACCCUCGCAACCUGCGGCCGACGCUGGAGACCAAGUUGAUCAGUGGUCUUUACCUGGCUGGCCAGAUCAACGGCACCACGGGCUACGAAGAGGCAGCUGGUCAGGGCAUCAUCGCUGGUAUUAAUGCUGGUCUGGCCUCGCAGAACCGGUUACCGAUGACGCUCACGCGCUCGGACGGAUUCAUCGGCAUCAUGAUUGACGAUCUUAUCACCAAGGGAGUGUCAGAGCCGUACCGGAUGUUCACGACGCGGAGCGAAUACCGCAUUUCUACUCGCUCUGACAACGCUGAUCUACGUCUUACUCGUAUGGCUCGUGAAGCCGGUGUCGUUGGCAACAAGCGCUGGCAACAUUUCAGUGACACCGAGGGCCAGAUUCAGGAACUCCAGGCCCUACUGGAAAACACGAGGCUCUCUUCGACCGCCUGGUCUCGCAAGGGCUUCAAGGUUCGUGCGGACACCUCAAUUCGCUCGGCGCUCGACAUCCUUUGUCUCGACGGAGCUGACAUUGACUCUCUCAUCCCACACAUCGAUGCUGCUCAUGGUACUGCAUACAACUCGGCAUCAUUCGCACCCGAGAUCCGCACCCGCGUCGCUAUCGAGGGCCGCUACGCCCCGUACCUCAAGCGACAGGAGAAGAUGGCCCAGCGGUUCCAGCAAGAUGAGAACUUGCUCCUCCCUGCAGACCUGGACUACAGCAAGAUCUUCGGCAUUAGCAAUGAGGAGAAGCAAGCACUCGAACGAGUGCGUCCUUCAAGUGUUGGCAUGGCCAGACGUAUUGAAGGUGUCACUCCUGCCGGUGCCCUUCGCCUGCUGAUGCAUGUACGAAGGGGCAGCGGGUUCACUAAGGAGAUUCCUGAGGAUCCUGCUGUUGCGGAGGUUUUGGGGUCGUCGCCAUAG
Molecule: messenger RNA, 2064 nt
Organism: Penicillium daleae
Lineage: Eukaryota; Fungi; Ascomycota; Eurotiomycetes; Eurotiales; Aspergillaceae
Product: tRNA modification protein MTO1
Exons: 2
Coding region: 1-2064 (687 amino acids)
Biological process (GO): tRNA methylation; tRNA wobble uridine modification
Cellular component (GO): cytosol
Molecular function (GO): flavin adenine dinucleotide binding
Source: RefSeq, a predicted model, not a curated record